CUCUUCCUUCCGGGCACUUGGUAACAGUCAACUUCCCAGACCCGUUGUCGUUAGGUGGAAUCCAGGUCUGGCCAAGGAGGGGUGCCUGGGGUUGCCGUGAUGCUAAGAGCUUUAAACAUGUCGCUUCUGGGCUAGGACAUCUAAUUGCCGCUUUGAAGCCCUCCAAAAUGCUCUUUUCUCUGCCGUGGUCACCAGUGACCUUUCAGACAGUGACCGCUCCUUCAGCCCGGGUCCCCUAGUUUGGAAGACGCUGAGGUCAAGGCGACUGGCCGUGGGCAUAUCACGCGAGCAAGAAAAAAACUGUUACUGUUUUCGUGUUGGAGAUCCCUGUUACUGCUGCAUAACUUAUUGUACCCUGAUGGAGACAACCAAAUUAAUCAUCGGAUGAACUGUAUCAUUGAUAAGUAAUUCCUGUGGCUCUUCUCUUUCUCUCAGUGGUUGGCUAAGCGCAAGGUCAUUUCUAAGGAUGCAUCAGAAUUCGGACAAAGGAACAACCCUUAAUGUCAUCCUCAGAUACUUCCUCAGCCGCCUUACAAGGUUGCAGCCCCUUCACAUGUAUUCGGUGUGCUUGCUGGCUGGAUUGUUCUCUCUUGUUCCCUGGGGACCCGUCUGGGAAGUGCCCAAGUUCCACGUGGAUAACUGCCGGCGAGCGUGGUGGACGAAUCUGCUGUUGCUAAAUAAUUUCCUGUGGGUCCAAAACGCGUGUAAUGGCUGGACGUGGUACCUGGCCAACGAUUUUCAGUGCCAUCUCAUCACGCCGGCGAUCGUCCUCAUCCACAGAAAAAGUAAACAUGUCCUUGUCCUCCUCGGGGCCAUGCUGUUCUUGGCAUCUUUCACUGCCACAGCUCUGCUCACCCUGGCUUACUCCCUUCCGGUCGCAGCUCCGUCAGAAGCAAGUGAAAACGUGACUGUGUUGUACUUCUCCGAGUACUACACGAAGCCCUACUGCAGAUUCGGACCAUUCCUCGUGGGGCUCUUUCUGAGCAUUUUCAUGCACCAAAACCACCAGGCAAACAUUCUUAAAACCAAGACGCAGGCCCUGCUGGGGUGGACUUGCUCCCUGGCCACCCUGUUCGCAGUGGUCGCUCUGGCGUAUGCAGUGGAUGAUACUUCUGUCACCUCUUCACCUGCCGUUGCUCUGUACCAGGCCCUCCACCGGACCCUGUGGGCGGCAGCCGUGGGCUGGGUCCUGUUGGCAUGUCAGGAAGGCUAUGGAGGGCUGGUGAACAGGCUCCUCUCCUGCCACAUCUGGGCUUUCCUGGCCAGCAUCAGUUACGCUUGCUACCUGGUUCAUCCCAUCCUCAUCAUGCUCUACAACGGGCUUCAAGAAACGCUCAUUCACUACAGCGACACCAACAUGUUCUACCUUUUCUCUGGACACUGUUUGCUGACCUUCAUCACUGGGCUGGCCCUGACACUGUUCAUUGAGAAACCAUGUCAGGAGCUGAAGCGGUACCUGUUGGGACCAGUGCCUGCUGGGCCAUGAACAUUCUGGUAAAACCCUAGAGAAUGACUGGGUUUUUUUCUGCUGGCAAUGAGCUCAAGUAGACAGGGGCUCAUUUAUGUAACAAACGCUUGUGUUCCCGAAAAGCGGUGUGAAUUCUGAUUUGGUGAAUGCUUAAGAUAUACAAGUUCUCUGUGCUUAAUGCAAAAAGAGUUCUGAGUGUUUAUUUACUAUAUAAAAGAGUUCUGUGAUAGCCUGUUGGGUAGCACAAUAAUCACUCUCUGAUGUACCUUUUUAGAAAAAAACAAAAAACAAACAAACAAACAAAACCAAAGAAAAACAAUCUAGAUUUGUGAUAUCUUGUUCGGCAUGUACUUUCUGUACCAAUGAUCAGAGGAAAACAUCAAAUCUAGUGAGUUUAAUGCAACUUGGGUUAUAAUCACAUUUCUUGGUAAAGUCACAGUAUGUAGUUUUUCACAUCAUCGUUAUCUUUGUGUUAUCAUGAUACCUUUGAGGACUUGUAACUUUAUUUUGGAGCCUCAGGAUUGUGUGACCCACUAGCGUGCCCAGUUCAUGGGUGUGUCGUUACAGGCCUUCCAAACAUUAUCUAUUUUACAACACGGUCGCUGUUAUGGGUUGAAUGUGUCCACCGAAAAAGAUACAAAGUCCUAAUCCCGUCAUACCUUAGAACGUGACCUGUUUGGGGGGGGGGGGUAGUGUUUUUACAGAAGUAAUCAAGUUAAAAUGAGGUCAUGGGGGGAGGUGGCUCUAAUCCAGUAUGACUGGUGUCCUUGUAAAACAGGGAAAUCUGGACAUAGAGACAGAUAUGCACAGAGGGGGGAAGACGUGAAAACAGACAGCAAUAAGGCAGCCAUCUACAAGCCAAGGAACACCAAAAAUUUCAGGCAGACACAGAAGCUAGACGAGGCAAGGAAGGACUCUCCCCUAGAGUGUCAGAGAGAGCAGAGCCCUGCUGACACCUUGAGUUAGGACUUGCAGCCUUCCAGAACAGUGAGAUGAUUUACUGUUGUAAAUCAGCCAGUUGUGCAACCCUAGCAAAGAAUACGGUCCCUCAACAAAACUCCCAACAGAGAAGGACGAGAUCCAAUCAAUGGCUCCCAUCCCAACUCUUCGGUUUCCAGCAACAAGGCCUGGAAAUGGAGAGAUUUAUAAGGCCAGGGUGUCCAGGCUCUCAGGCUUGUGUUCCUUCCCGGGUGUGUGAUUUCACGUUAACCAUCCCUACUUGCAUUUGCGUAACAUCACUUAAAACAACGCUCUCUUUGUGUACUCAAUAAAUAAAGGGUUUAUCAGCAAUCACAGGGCUAUGAGGAGCUAAUUAGCACAGAAGACUCCCCAUCUCUGUACUGUGUCUCUCCAAGCGGAUCUGCUAAGACCACCACUGGAGGGUGGGGAGGGCUGUAAGCCUCAAAUCUUUUGCCAGAGCAACCGACAGCGAACCUUGUCCUUUUCCACCCCACCCUGGGGAGCCUCAUCUCCCGGAGGCUUGGUCUAUUCUCCUGGUAGAAUCUGACCUGAGCCAGGAGACAAGUCCCUGCCCGGCAUGUUCAGUGUCUGUAUCAGAAUGCACCAAGUUGGGUUUUUGGGUAACCCCCAAGUUCAUGGAGUUCUUUGGGAGCCCUCUGGUGGCUGAUUUGGCACCUCUGACUUAAUUAGGCCUCAGAGGAGAUCUUGAGGGUGUGUGACCUUUGCAGGAGGAACCCUACAGUCCGGAUGGAUGCUGGUGGGAAAUGACUCCCCCGCCAACACUGAUGGGCAGUCAGAUUGCCAAGUGCUUCUGGUUAUGAGGCUAGAAACUUGGGGCCGUGGAAAUAGCUUUCAUAACGACUAGUGACAUUGCCUUUGAAAGUUGUUUUUUUUUUUUUUUUAAUAAGGACAAAAAAAUACCCUCUCCACGAUUGCAAUUUCACAAAAUAUAAAGUAGGGAUAGAGAAAUCCAAUUUUGUUCUGGCUUUUGUUUCGAUCUGGAAUUCCCGAGGGGUUUAAGAUUUAUGGAGUAUGUGGAACUUCUUUCGAUCCCGAAGCAAACUGUAAAAAAGCAUAUGACAUUUAUGAGACAGCUGGAAAUUUGAACACAGCCUGGAUAUUCGAUGAUACUAAGGACUCACUGAUGUUUUAAUGUGAUAGUGGUAUUGUGGCCAUGUUUUUGUUUUUGUUUUUUUAAGAGGCUUUAUCUUUCAGCUGCAUCCUGAAAUAUUUAUGGACAGAAUGAUAAAAUCUGGUAUUUACCUCAAAAUAAUACCAGGAGGACAAGGGAGACCAGAAACAAGAUUGGCCAUGUCGUGAUACUUUUUGAAGCUGGGUGAUGGGUAUGUGGGGGCUCAUUAUACUGGUUUUUUUUUUUUUCUCUAUUUUUGUAUAUAAUAAACUGAAGCAAAUUUCUAGAGGCGGCGA
This is a messenger RNA of Acinonyx jubatus (cheetah), 3856 nucleotides long. RefSeq names its product O-acyltransferase like protein. The transcript is spliced from 8 exons. Gene Ontology annotation, molecular function: acyltransferase activity, transferring groups other than amino-acyl groups. The record is from RefSeq and is a predicted model, not a curated record. Bases 467 to 1486 code for a protein of 339 amino acids. NCBI's taxonomy places the organism in Eukaryota, Metazoa, Chordata, Mammalia, Carnivora, Felidae.